Molecule: messenger RNA, 879 nt
Organism: Daphnia magna
Lineage: Eukaryota; Metazoa; Arthropoda; Branchiopoda; Diplostraca; Daphniidae
Exons: 1
Coding region: 1-852 (283 amino acids)
Source: RefSeq, a predicted model, not a curated record
AUGCAACUUCCAAAAUGUUCAAAAUUAGUAGCCAACGGUGCCCAAGCUUCAGUCUUACAAUGUAGAGAACAAAAUGUAACCUUUCACACAGAAUUUACAAAAUGUGGUCCUCAACCACGUUAUCUCAAUUUUACAAUUGCAGUCGAAGGUUGGGAGCUCGUACCCUUCACCGACUGCUAUUGGUAUUCAAAUUUUGUAAAUUUUAACGGGAAAACUAACGCUCACAAAAAUGGGGAAUGGAUUCCGGUGUUUGCAAACAUCCAAGUUCAAGGUAGAAAACUCAUUGAAACAGAGACAUUCGAAGCCGACAAUACUCUAGCAACCCUUCUGCAAAUGCACCCAGCCAUUCAAAAUAGCCCUUUGAGUCAUGCGUCGGUAAUGGCUGACAUUCUCGCCACCAAUCAUGAGCAUCAAUCAGAAGACAACACAAAAGAACUUCUCACUUCCAAUGUCCUAAUUCACCAUAGCGAUGCCCCUAACGUAGAUUUUGUAGCUAAAAUGGGGGGUUGGAUAAAAAAUUUCGGAGCCAUUUCAGGCUUUGGGAUGAUUUCAGUAUUCGCUGUAAGAUUUUCUGGUAUCGGGUCCCUCCUACUCAAAGCCUUCGCAAUCAUGUCAAAAAUAUUUCAACUCAACUACUUCAACAAAACACCACCAGCCAUUACUGCAACAGCCACACCACCACCGAUCCAAAUCAUUAUGCCUCCUACCAGUUCAUAUUCAACCCAAUCCACAGCCUCAGAACGAUCGACAGAGCCCCCACGGAGAAAGAAGAGGCAGCGAAACCACCAACGCCCUAAUCAGCCAGAAGCCGAAUCAUUCCUCCAAGAAAAUCGAAUCAAUCCUCCCACAUAAUUGAGGUAAUUGAUGUCUAAUGCAAUA